This is a messenger RNA of Ochotona princeps (American pika), 180 nucleotides long. RefSeq names its product small ribosomal subunit protein uS14-like. Gene Ontology annotation, molecular function: structural constituent of ribosome; zinc ion binding. The record is from RefSeq and is a predicted model, not a curated record. NCBI's taxonomy places the organism in Eukaryota, Metazoa, Chordata, Mammalia, Lagomorpha, Ochotonidae. The transcript has a single exon. Gene Ontology annotation, cellular component: cytosolic small ribosomal subunit.
GAGGACAAGAUGGCUCACCGGCAGCUCUACUAGAAUCACCUGUGAAAAUCUGGCCAGGGUUCCCGCUCUGGCCAAGUACGCACAAACCGGCACGGUCUGAUCCAGAAAUACGGCCUGAACAUGAGCCGCCAACGUGUCCACCAGUCUGCCAAGGAUAUCGGCUUCAUCGAGUCGGGUUAA